UAAAGCCAGCACAUUACAGCCUUCUGCGGCCAUUGUUUCACAUCCGACAAAGCCUACUUCGUGUUUGACUGCAAGAUUGGAUCUCCUAGCGCAUCGUUAACGUAUUUUUUCCCGUGCGGGAUCGUUGGAUUUGCGGCGAUUGUGUUCAUCAGCCACAAUGAGAAUCCCGUUGGCUCUGCGCUGCAGCUUUGUUCUCAUUUUUCUUUUCCACCGCCCAGUCCACGGAGACGUGAGCUACUCUGUAGCGGAGGAAAUGAAACGAGGAUCGAUAAUCGGGAAUAUUGCAAAGGAUCUGCGUUUGGAAUUGAGCAGUCUCGCCGCGCGCAAGGCGCGCGUUGACACCGAGGAUAACAAUUUAAGAUACUGCGGGGUGAAUCUUCAAACGGGAGAUCUGAUCUUACAAGAACGGAUCGACAGAGAGGAGCUUUGUGAGAAAAGGCCUUCGUGUGUUGUCAAACAGGAGCUUGUGCUGGAAAAUCCCUUGGAGCUGCACCGCAUUACUAUUCAUAUUCAGGACAUCAACGACAACUCGCCACAAUUUAAGGAGGAUUUGUUGAAACUAGAAAUCCAAGAAUCUGCCGAUAAGGGGGCAAUUUUUCUGCUGGAUGAAGCGCACGACGCAGAUGUCGGAGAUAAUUCUGUUCAAGGUUACUCACUGCAAAAUAAUAAUUACUUCAAAUUAAAUGUAAAAACUAAAGGUGUGGGGCGGAAAUAUGGAGAACUGGUGUUAGAAAAAGAGUUAGACCGAGAGGAGAAAAAAGACAUCUCUCUGUUGCUCACUGCGUUUGAUGGAGGAUCUCCUCAGAGAUCAGGUACUGUAGUCAUACACGUCACUGUGCUGGACGCGAAUGAUAACGUACCUGUGUUCAGCCAGAGUGUGUAUAAAGCUACUCUGGCUGAAAACUCCCCUGCAGGUACUGUUGUUCUCACUGUGACUGCAGUUGAUGCAGAUGAAGGAAUAAAUGGAGAAGUUAGCUAUGGAUUUGACCACGUUUCAAAUGAAAACCACAUUUUUUCUUUGAAUCCAAAAACGGGAGAAAUACAUGUGGAUGGACUUAUUGAUUAUGAAAAGAAAUCUUCUUUUGAAAUGCAGAUCAGUGCGAAAGACGGUUUAGGACUGGCAUCUUAUGCAACUUUACUAAUAGAUAUUACUGAUAUGAAUGACAAUCCUCCAGUUAUUAUUGUUAAAUCUCUGUCCAGCUCCAUCCCAGAGAACGCCCCUCCUGGUACAGAGGUGGGCAUCAUUAACGUGCAGGACAGAGACUCUGACAAGAACGGACAGGUCCGCUGCUCCAUUCAAGGCAACGCUCCUUUUAAGUUGGUUCCUUCCAUCAAAAACUAUUAUUCAGUGGUGAGCACAGGACAGCUGGACCGUGAAUUAGUGUCUGAUUACAACAUUAGCAUCUUUGCCACUGACGAGGGCUCUCCACCUCUGUCCUCGUCUAAAAGUGUUCACUUAUCUGUAGCUGACAUCAACGACAACCCACCUGUGUUUGAGGAACAGUCGUACAGCGCAUAUGUGAGCGAAAACAACCAAGCUGGCUCCACUUUAUGUCGGGUGAGCGCUCGAGACCCCGACUGGAGACAAAACGGUACAGUGAUUUAUUCUCUGUUAGCUGCUGAGGUGAACGGAGCCCCGGUGUCCUCCUAUGUGUCUGUGAACGGAGACACGGGGCUGAUCCACGCUGUCAGGUCGUUUGAUUAUGAACAGUUGAGGAGUUUUCAAGUGCAGGUGAUGGCCAGAGACAACGGUUCUCCUCCGCUCAGCAGCAACGUGAGCGUGAGUGUGGUGAUCUGGGAUGUGAACGACAACUCUCCUCAGAUUCUGUACCCCGCCCCGGAGGGCAGCUCCUUCAUGACUGAGCUGGUCCCCAAAGCUGCACACGGAGGCUCUCUGGUGUCCAAAGUGAUCGCGGUGGACGCCGACUCUGGACAGAACGCCUGGCUGUCCUAUCAUAUAGUCAAAUCCACUGAUCCGGGACUUUUCACCAUCGGUCUGCACAGUGGAGAGAUCAGGACGCAGCGGGACAUUUCCCAAUCUGACAGCAUGAAACAGAACCUGAUUGUGGCAGUCAAAGAUAACGGACAGCCCUCUCUGUCUGCCACCUGUGCCAUGUAUUUACUCAUCUCCGAUAACUUGGCUGAGGUGCCAGAACUCAAGGAGAUUUCUUACGAGGAGAAGAACUCCAAACUGACUUCCUAUCUGAUCAUCGCUCUGGUUUGUGUGUCCACCUUCUUCCUGACCUUCAUCAUCAUCAUCUUGGGUGUGAGGUUUUGUCGCAGGAGAAAGCCCCGACUCUUGUUUGAUGGAGCAGUUGCCAUCCCCAGCGGUUAUCUGCCUCCUAAUUACGCAGAUGUUGACGGCACAGGAACUUUACGCAGCGCUUACAAUUAUGACGCCUACCUGACAACAGGAUCUCGAACCAGUGACUUUAAGUUUGUGUCUUCUUACAAUGACAACACGCUGCCUGCUGACCAGACUCUCAGGAAGAGUCCUACUGACUUUCUGGAGGCUUUUGAUGACUCGAUUGAUGCAUCCCAGGUAGGAACACCUUAAAUGUUUCUCCUUGGGUAGGACUAAUUUUAGUAAUACAACAAUAGAUGAAAGGUAAUAUAUGGUUCUAAAUAUCACUGUUUCUUUCUUUCACUGAUUGCAUUACUUUUAUUAUUUGUUUGCAUUUACUGCGCUCUUAUUCUCUUCCCUGAAUCAGUGCUGAAAAUUUGUCAUGCCUUUCUCUGUCCCUGGUGCUGAUUUUUUUCUUUCUUUUUUUUCCUGGCUAGUGGUCUGCAGAAGUCUUUAAAUAAUUUAGCACUAUCCCAUAUUAUUUUCAUACCCCUAUUCCUAUGCUUACAUGUUUAUGUUUUAUUUGAUCAUUAGUGUUCAGACGGUCGACCUUUGAUCCCAGGAAAGUUGGUUUGAAUUCCACCUUUCCCACUCAUGUGUUGAAUUGUGGUUGGAUAAGAUACUGAACCCCACAAUACCUCUUGUGGUUAUAUGUUGGCAUCAGUGUUUGGCAGCAGAAGUGCCAUCAGUUUGUGAACGUUUGUGUGAAUGGUUGAAUGUAACUGUAAAGGAACUUUAGGCGUUCGAGGAAGGAAGAAGACUGCUAUACAAGUAUAUGCCAUUUAACAUUGGUUUAUGUUUGAAAGCUUUGAUCACUUUAAAGAUUGUUUGCAAGAUAUCGCAGUCUUCUUUUUCUCCCAAUCGUAGCAAAAACGUUUUUGUUAAAGUUACACCAAAUAUAGUCUAUAAUGUCUGGAGGGUGCUUUGGAUGCUUAGUUGUGGUUUUUAAAUUGCAAGAACAUUUUUUAGUUUUCUUCUAAAUUGUUCUUUUUACUAUUACAAUGG
Molecule: messenger RNA, 3349 nt
Organism: Oryzias melastigma (Indian medaka)
Lineage: Eukaryota; Metazoa; Chordata; Actinopteri; Beloniformes; Adrianichthyidae
Product: protocadherin gamma-A11-like
Exons: 1
Coding region: 158-2557 (799 amino acids)
Biological process (GO): homophilic cell-cell adhesion
Cellular component (GO): plasma membrane
Molecular function (GO): calcium ion binding
Source: RefSeq, a predicted model, not a curated record